GGGGUUUACUACAGCAGAUCAUCAUCUCACAUUGGGAACUUGCUCAUCCUUUUCUAUCCCAGUGGAAACCAAUCUUUCCCCCCUGAUCCUGGAAGCAUCAAGUAUAUAUAUCAGUUCAGAGACUCUUUCAUCUUUGCAGUCCAAAGGCAGCAUCCACUGACCACAGGGAAGAAGGAGAGCAUGGAUCCAUUCACUCAGUACCCUCACUUCCUGGCCAAACUGUACUCCUCCAUGCUCAAAGAGACCUUAGAAAGCAUAAGAUGCUCCUGGGUGUCUGGUCAUUAUGCACACUGGGCUGUCUCAAGUGACACUGCAGUUGUUUGUUCUCUGUGCAGGGUGAGAUCAUAG
Molecule: messenger RNA, 348 nt
Organism: Pisolithus orientalis
Lineage: Eukaryota; Fungi; Basidiomycota; Agaricomycetes; Boletales; Pisolithaceae
Exons: 1
Source: RefSeq, a predicted model, not a curated record